GAUGUCACAGCCAAGUGGUCAGAUCGAUGUGUUUGAUCUAAGAGCUUUCGCUGCUUAAGCUAUUGUGUGGUUCAGAACAAAAUCAAAGGGAAGUUGAGGUUCAAAAAAUGAAGACAUUCAUUUACGCUUUUCUGGUUAUUACAACCAUUACGGGACUUCAUGCAGAAGAUCAGGAAAAUGAUCUUCAACUGCUAGGAGGAGCUGACGAGGAGAAGGACUAUGAGAUUCUUCUGGAGAGAUUAGGAAAAACUUUCUUUGGUUUCCCCAGGCCAGUCUCUUCUUUACCAUCAAUCAAUCCCAGUAGUGAUGUCCACUAUGGCUAUGAAGAGGAUAGUCAAUAUCCCCCUCAACGUUGGGCACAAGCUUGGCCAACUUGCGGUGGAGUUAGACAGAGCCCGAUCAACAUUGAUCUAAACUCGUGUAAAAAGGACCUAGCUCUUUUCCCUCUGAAGUUCAACAACUUCGAAGCACGCCCUAUUUCUACGACUGUUACCAAUGUGGGCCAUUCCGUGCAAUAUUCAUUCAACUUUAAAACUCCCCCAACAGUUACUCGAGGAAUCCUUAAUCUUAAACAAUACAUUUUUGCUCAGCUUCAUUUUCACUUUGGCAAGACAGAUAAUGUGGGAUCUGAGCACACGAUCAAUUCUAAACCAGCUGCUCUUGAGAUGCAUUUAGUCUUCUACAAAUCAAACUACGGGAGCGUUGAACAUGCUGCUCAAUUCUCAGACGGUUUAGUCGUCGUGGCUGCCUUGUUCAACCCUUCAGACGACGUACCUGAUAAACUUUAUACGGAAUACCUGAGUCAAGUUAAAGUGCCAACGCAGACUAUCACGGUGCAGAAUGCCAAAGGAACACGCCUUAUUGACUUCAUUGGAAGCCUAAACACGAAAUUUGUUCGCUACGAGGGUAGUUUGACUACUCCUGGAUGCUCAGAAGCUGUUACGUGGUAUAUCUCGCCAAGCGUUAAGGAAAUAAGUCGCGGCGAUUUGGAGGCAUUUAGAGCUCUUAUUGGGGAUGAAGGACCAAUGGGUGGUAACUUCCGUCCAACGCAACCACUCAACGGACGCAAAUGUUACGUUAUAUAAACUCCAGAGGAAUUGCAGACUUUGAGUGAAAUUCAUUAGUCAGAUAAUCUAAUGAUACUUUAAGAUUUCUUAAGUUUUCUUGAGAAAAAGUUCAGAUUUCUUAAGUCAGGAUGAAUCGGGCUAAAAGGAUAUUUUUGAAGAUUUUUCUUGAUCAUUUUCGAACUUCGCAAUUUGUGAAAAUCUUUCGAAAAAUAAGCAUUUAGCCUGACUUCAAAAUUGAAGAAAAAGAAAUCUCUAAAAACCUUUAAAAAAAUCUUAAGAACUCUUAACUUUCACUUGGAAAACUUAAGAAAUUCUAAGCUUCGUUUAAGAAAAUUAAAGUAAUCUAAUGUGUUUUUAAGAAAUUUUAAGACUUUCUAACUAGUGAAUUUCACCCUUUAUCAAAUCAGUAUUUUAAACGAUAAAUAAGAGCUUGUAACAAAUCUUGCCAAUUUAGUUUGUAAAUAUUUUCAAAUGGCUGUGCUUUGCAUUAUUUUGCCAAUAUUCUUAUUCAAAGGAAUUUCGAUAAUAUUAAAGAGAGCAAUUAAAAAAAAA
Lutzomyia longipalpis is the source of this 1619-nucleotide messenger RNA. Its product is annotated as carbonic anhydrase 2-like. Lineage: Eukaryota; Metazoa; Arthropoda; Insecta; Diptera; Psychodidae. Gene Ontology annotation, cellular component: cytoplasm. The transcript is spliced from 5 exons. The record is from RefSeq and is a predicted model, not a curated record. Gene Ontology annotation, molecular function: zinc ion binding; carbonate dehydratase activity. Bases 108 to 1085 code for a protein of 325 amino acids.